AUGGAUAACGAAGUAUUAGCACAAAUUGUUCAUACAUUGGAUACCAUACAUAAUCGUUUUGUCUUAAAUGAAACAAGAAUUAAAGCUCAAGAAUAUUGUAAUUCAAUUAAAGAACAUCCACUUUCGCCGAUUUAUGGAAGGCAUUUAGCACAUAUCGAAAAUAAUCAAUCUAAUGCAGUACGUCAUUUUGGGUUACAAUUAUUAGAACACGCAAUUGAAUUUAAAUGGAAUGAUGGAACUUAUAAUGAUGAUGAAAAACAACAAAUCAAGCAAGCUGUUAUUCAGUUAAUAGAAGAGGUACUUAGAUCAAUUCAGAACGAUAUCUUGAGAGAACAAUCCUUCAUUAAAAGUAAGGCUGCAAAAAUAUUUGCCGGUAUAGCUAAAAAAGAAUGGCCGUUAAGAUGGGGUGAUAUGGAUCAAUUAUUACAAGGGUUUUAUAACAAAAGUGUAGGCUCUCUUAUGUCACCUCCGACCACACAAGAAAUUACGUUAUUGAUACAUAGUUAUUUGGCAGAAGAAACUGAGAUUCGUGAUUCAUUACAAUGCGUAAUCGUAAGUUCAAAUGUGUUGAGAAUUCAAUAUCCUAAUGGGGUAAAAAGCGAAGGAGGGCAACAAAAUUCAGGAAAAGUCACCAUUAUGUUUGGUGAUGAUCCAAAUAAUGAGGGAUGGUUAAUUAGGUGGAUAAGAAGUUUAGAACAAACCGUUGGAGAAUGGCAACGUCAGAAACAAUUGCAAGAUCCAAGUCCACAAAUAAUUAUAAUACAGGAAAAAUUAUCAACUGCUAUUUUAAAUACUUUGGCUACUACUUUGGAUUGGAUCCUUACAAGAUCAAUUGUAGAGUCAAACGUUGUGCCGAUUCUUUGUAAUUGUUUGUUAAUUGAUUGCUAUGAAAUAAGAAUGAAAGCGAUCGAGUGUCUUGUAAUAAUUUUUUCACGAAAUUUAGGAGCAGAAGAUCGCGCAAUAGUUCUUGAACCGAUAUUUGAAGGGACGUGUCUGAAUUUAUUAUAUAACGCAUAUAAUAAAAUACAACCUUCGGGACAGGAAGUAUUAAUAGAUGAUGACGAAUAUUUGUAUGUGAAAAGGUUUGCCGAGGCAAUAGCUGAAUUGGGAGAGAAACACAUUUGUCAUAAAAAUAAUUCAGUAAUUCCGACACAUUUUUCAAAUGAACAAAAAGGAUUGCCAUUAAUGUUGUUGGAAUUAUUUGCCAAAAGAUUGUCGAAUGCAUCCCAAUCUUCAGAGCCCGUCGAUAGUAUUGCGAUGCAUUAUAAUGACCUUGAUUUUGACUCACUGAAAGAUCGUCGAAUUUUUGAUCAAUCAUUACGCUUUAAAAUUGUUGAGCUUAUUAAAAGUGUUGCUUUAUUGCAACCAAUUGAAAUUUUUAGCUGGAUGGUUAAUAGGAUACAAGUUUCAUUCAAUGUAAUACCUAGUAAUGUAGAUUUAGAUGUUGAUGGAGUACUAAAACUUGAUUCUAGAUUUUAUGUAAUAUUUGAAGCUGAAAUGACCUUAAUGGAAUCAAUUGUUAUUGGGUUAGGAAAAUUAAUUAAACAACUAACUGACGAGGAGAUUGAGAAUGUUAAUAAUAAUGAUAAAUUAUUAUUGAGGGAACAGAUUAUUAAUGGAUUGAAUAAUUUAUUACAAAUGUUAUUGGGAAUUGAAUAUGAGGAUUUAUCAAUGAUACACAGAUAUUUAGCAGCAUUAGCAGCAUUCGAAGAAAUUUUACAGAUUGAUUCAAAUUUAUUAUUUCAAGUUUUACAGAAGAUGUUUAAAUUUGCGGUAUUUUGUCCACCAGGAUAUAGUAUUUCGUCGAAUUCUUCAUUGCCUCCGACAAUAACGAGAUUAAGGGUCGGAGCUCUUACUGCUUUGAUUAGAUUUGGAGUUGUUAUGCCUGAUGUUUUAAUGCAUGUUAAUGAGAUAAUUAGAAGUGAUAAACGUUUAGUUACCGGAAGAGAGAAAGGCCAUUUUCAAGAACUUUUAUUAUCAAUUAUAUACUUCUCUAAAGUUCCAUUCGAGCAAAAGCAGCCAUUAUUUGAUUCGAUUAUUGGACCGGUUAUUAGUGAAUAUAAUUCUCCGGGUUUAGUUGGUUGCAUCGAAUCAAUUCAAGGAUUCAUGGAUAGUAUUGGUCUGAGCUUUUUAGUUACAGUUGUUGAUGAAAUGAAACAACGUGGGGUAAUUAAUUUAAAAAGUCCGGUAUCUGAGAGCGAUUUCCCGGUAUUUAAUAAAUUUAAAUCUAAAAGGAAUAAAAUAGCUUGGUUAUUAAUUGUUACGUUGACUUGGUUAAGAAGAACCACGGACUUUUCAGCCAAGAAGAGAAAUGAUACGGCAAUGAAUGAGUCAUUGAAGUUAUGGCAACCAUAUAUCCCUGUUAUGUUAACGUUCAUACUAGGUUUUAUAAGGAGGUUACAUCAAGUUUGGAAUGUUGAAACAUGGAGAGAAGUUCCUAUAGAAUUACAUUCUAUCUUAUUAUUCUCCAAAGAAGAAAAGGCUAAGGCCAUAGACAUGCAACAAAAAGUUAUAAUGUUAGAUUCACAACAUUCAAUUAAUGGAAUGAUUGAUACUAUUAAAAAAUGGCUUGUAGGUGUCAGAAUUGAUAGUUAUUACAUACUUGGCCGAUUGCCAGUCAUUGGCCCUGAUUUCUACAAAGUAUUACCAAACAUUACUGAAUCAUUAACCCAGUCUUUAUUUGAGAAUGCCGAUUUUAUUAAUAAUAUUCAUUGGAAAAUGUUAUUAAAUAUCCUUGAUUCUUCUAAAAAAGAGCCCUCAAUGCUUUCAGGUCUCUUACCACAAUUACUUAAAUAUAUUGAUGAGAAAUUAUUAACAGAAUGGAAUGCCUUAACAAUAAAAGGUGUACAUAUUUCUACUUUAGAAGAAACAAAGGCAUUUGAAGAAAGUUCAUUAGAUAUAUAUAGUGAUGAAUUUGAAGAAAUCUUUGAUGAAAGGAUCCUUAAAGAAUUAACGAGAGCUUAUUUGGAUGUCGUGGAGCCUAUAUUUGAAAGUGCUGGAAAGAAAGUUGGAGGAGCUGAGACUUCAGAAGGUGGCGCAGCUGUUGAAAACGAUAAAUUAAAAGAAUAUGUGUUAGAUUACAUUCCUAUAGCAGAACCCUUAUUGACGAGUUUAUGUCAUCUAAUGACAUACAAGGAUUCGGUAUCAUGUGUUCGAGCAGUACAAUUAUGUGCAAGAAUAUUACCAAAUCUAAUUAAACGAGAAGGAUUAAGAGAAUUUGUCGGAAAAGGAUUAUUAACUUCAGCUUUGCAUGCAUUGAAUGAUGGAUAUCACAAAGAAUUUCAUCCUGUCAUAGUAUCUUUAAUAACAGAUAUUUAUAUUGAAUUAAGGCCUCUUUCCUCUGUACCUUUUGAAACCUUUUCUAGUUUAUUGAAUAUGAAUUAUGAAAAGUUACAGAAAUUUGAAAUUGAAUUAAGUCAAGCAGCCGAAUCCAAAAAGCGAAAAGUUGUUGUAAAGAAAUUUUUAGAAGGAAUAACUGGAGUUUCAAAGGGUGAAUGGUUUAAAAUACCUACGUCAAAAAACCAAAAUACAAGUUCAAAGAAACAACUUGUAGGGAAUUAUGUAAAACCUAAAAUAGGUGUAUUAGAUGUUGUAGAUGAUCCAGAACAAGUUGGUUUGACCGAUUUAUUUGAUUAG
Molecule: messenger RNA, 3636 nt
Organism: Funneliformis geosporum
Lineage: Eukaryota; Fungi; Glomeromycota; Glomeromycetes; Glomerales; Glomeraceae
Source: the annotation of a GenBank genome assembly